Messenger RNA from Drosophila obscura, 2496 nucleotides. RefSeq names its product paired box protein Pax-6 (gene toe). The transcript is spliced from 6 exons. Lineage: Eukaryota; Metazoa; Arthropoda; Insecta; Diptera; Drosophilidae. Gene Ontology annotation, biological process: regulation of transcription by RNA polymerase II; anatomical structure development. Bases 293 to 2248 code for a protein of 651 amino acids. The record is from RefSeq and is a predicted model, not a curated record. Gene Ontology annotation, molecular function: RNA polymerase II cis-regulatory region sequence-specific DNA binding; DNA-binding transcription factor activity, RNA polymerase II-specific.
UCACAAUCCCAGUCGGCGUGAGUGAGCGCGCGUCGGCGACGGUUCCGGUUCGCGUUUCGUUCGCUUCGUUCGUUUUUCUGUUUUCGGAGAGAGCCACGACACGACACGCCGACGAGCUGCGAAGGGCCGUCGGAAAAACAAAUUUUCUAAUUUCCCAUUGGCUUCCCAGCUGAAGAUGCCACCUGCUGCUGCUGCUGCUGCUUCUGCUGCUGCUGCAUGACUGACGUGGACAGACUUCCAGACAGCUCUUCCCCCCACCCACCAGAGAUCACACAGUUCUGGCGCGCUGGGCAUGGCUACAACAGCGACGAGCACAACGCCAGCCCCAACGAGGACUCCCACAAACGGUGCCAACGCCAUCACAGCUUCUGCUUCAGCUUCAGCUUCAGCUGCACCGCCCAGAGGAGGCCCUGAAUCUCCGGGAGCCAUUAUGCCGACGGGUGCCAGUGCGUCGCCCAGCGUCUCCCUAGCCAUGACAGCGGUGCCAAUGCCAAUGCCAAUGCCAAUGCCGUCGCACGUCCAUCUUCUGGCCGGUAGCGGUGGCCAGCCGACGGCAAUGACGCCCGUUUCGCCCACAGCCGCACCCACAGUCCUCACACAGCCGCACAGCCUCAGCCCAUCCGCGCCAAUGAUGGCCCAGGGAACACCACCCGCUCCCACCAUGGUGGGCGGGCUCUUCUGCGGGGGAAACGGAAACGCACCUGCAGCAACGGCCACCGCCACUGCCACCAAUCUGAACGCUUUGGCCUCGCAGCACCGCCUGCUGGAACUGUCCCGCUUCGGACUGCGAGGAUACGAUCUGGCGCAGCACAUGCUCUCCCAGCAAGGAGCCGUCUCCAAGCUGCUAGGCACUCUGCGACCACCGGGCCUCAUCGGCGGCUCCAAGCCGAAGGUGGCCACCCCAACGGUUGUCUCCAAGAUCGAGCAGUACAAGCGCGAGAAUCCAACGAUUUUCGCGUGGGAAAUACGCGAGCGACUGAUCAGCGAAGGUGUCUGCACGAAUGCCACCGCCCCGUCGGUGAGCAGCAUCAAUCGCAUUCUGCGCAACCGCGCCGCCGAGCGCGCCGCAGCGGAGUUCGCCCGUGCCGCCAGCUACGGCUAUGCGAUGCAUCCGACGCACCCACAUCCGUACACGAGCUUUCCCACGUGGCCCGGCCACCAUCCGCUGUGGGGCGCUGUGCCCCUGCCCGCCGGCGGAGCUCCUCCCGGCGGCAGCAGCAGCUACGGCAGCGACGCCAAUUCCAAUUCCCAUUCCCAUUCCAAUGCCAACUCCCACAACACGAACAGCGGCAGCGCCUGCGGGGAGAGCAGUGCGGGCAGUGGACGUCUCUCCUUGCCGGCCCUCUCGCCGGAGUCGGGCAGCAGGGAGAGCAGGAGCAGGGAGAGCAGGAGCAGCCGCUCCCCGGAGCUGGAUGCGGAGGCCAACCGUGUGAUUGAUAUCGAGGGGGAGGACAGCGAGUCGCAGGACAGCGAUCAGCCGAAGUUCCGCCGCAACCGCACAACCUUCAGCCCCGAGCAGCUGGACGAACUGGAGAGGGAGUUCGAGAAGUCGCACUAUCCGUGUGUGAGCACCCGCGAGAAGCUGGCUGGCAGGACCGCGCUGAGCGAGGCGCGGGUGCAGGUUUGGUUUUCCAACAGACGAGCGAAAUGGCGGCGCCACCAGCGGGUCAACUUGAUCAAGCAGCGCGACUCGACAUCGACCUCCACAUCGCCAACGCCGCCCACGCCUGCCGGGGGACCAGCGCCAGUUGCCUCGAUGCCCGAGCCUGGUGCCCAAAAGCCGCUGGAGCAACACGCGUAUCCGGGCAUCCAUCGGCAUCCCUACAACACCAGCCACAUCCGCAGCAACAGCAGCCCCAGCAGCUGCCCCAGCAGCUGCCCCAGCAACAACAUCCUCGAGGUGGAAGCUCCGGCAACAGCAGCUCCUGCCUCACCCACAGCAUCAGCUCCAUUAUCAAUGGGCGGUGAGCACAGUGCGUUCCGCAGCCUGCCCAUGCCGAUGCCCAUGCCCAUGCCCAUGUCCAUGCCCAUGUCGAUGCACAUGCCGAUGCCCAUACCCCAGGCCUCGGCGGCAGCCUUCGCCCUGAACUUUGCUCGCCAGUACAUAGCCAAGUACAUGGCCACGCCGCAGAUGAAUCCGAUUGGACCCCUGGAUAUGGAUCCAGAGGAGCAGCAGCAGGAGCAGGAGGAGGAGGAGAUCAACGUGGAGCAACACGAUGCAGAGGGAGACGCAGAGGAGGCGGCAUAGAGCUAUCCGCACAUGCAACGCAUAUUGGCCCAUCCAAUCCCAUCCCACAGAGUGAUGAUCCAUCGGAGCCAUGGGAAGAAAGAACCGAAGCGCUCUCUGUGUGUGUGUGUGUGUGUGAGUGCUCUUCCUAUCGCUUUAAAUGGAGAGAAUAUUUAGUGCAAUUUUUACUUAAUUUAUUCAGUUUGUACGAGUUUGUAUCUCUGACCCUAACCGCGUGCUGAGUACAAAUAAAACCGAACCGAUCCGAA